AUGAACUGGUUCCAAUUGAGUUAUUUAAGUGCCGUCUUGGCAGUUUUGUUACCUAAUUUUGUCUUGGCACAUGUUGUUCCCGGAUUGGAUUCUUUAGACAUUCAAGCAUCAAUUGCUAAAAGAGCUGCUAAUUUGAUUGAUCCAGUUUAUAGCGACUUGAGUGCUCCCGAGUUAGAUUUCAUCAACUUGCAUUUGAAAACUUUGACCAAUGCUACUGGUUCAGAAUGUACUCAAUGUAAAAACAGAAUUAAAUACGGGAAGAGCUUGAUUGAGGAGUACCCAGAUAAAUCACAUUUGGUAAGUUUAUUACUUUUCAAACAUUGUUUAAUUCAAAAUGAUGGUAAAGAGAGUAAAUGUGAUAAUAAUGAUUUCUUUGUGACUACUGAUUCUAAGAAUUUCGAAACUUUUAAUCAAGAUUAUGAUUCUGGUGUUGCUUCAGGAGUUGCUGUUAAUUUUUACGAUAAUGAUUUUAUUCAAUUGUUGAAGAAUGUCAAUGUUUCAAGUGAUUUGGAUUUGGAGUAUUAUUGUUUCUUCAAAGGAAAGGGAGCUUGUGAUUUACCUGAAACUAAGGAUGUUGAUGAAUUUUAUGGUAUUCAAAGUUGGUGGCCGGAAAAGCAACCACAUCAUUAUUUUGAACCAGAGUAUACCAACAACACAGAGAGAUUCAAUGUGUUGCAUAUUACUGAUUUCCAUAUUCAAUUGAGAUAUGAAUUGGGUGCUGAAGCAAAUUGUACAUCGACUCCGUGUGCUUUGCCGGAAUCUUACAACAAGGAGUUGCCUGGUGUUGAUUACAAUUUCACUGAUUAUUACAAGACAUUCAAUCCAGAUGUAUCCCUUGCUGACUUGUCAUUCUAUCCUGAUGCUCAUUAUGAUGAAAAUAACACUUAUAUUAAAGGUGAUUACUAUGAUUUCCCAAAGUAUCGAGGAUGGAAUUUCAAAAAUGUUCCUGCUUCCACUUUUGGUUCUUACCUUGCAGACUCUCCAGAAGUGUUGAUGAAUAACUCAUUGGUGGAAGUUGCAAAGGCUCAUAAGGAUAAAAAGUUUGAAUUUGUUGUAUUCACUGGUGACUUAGUUGAUCACGAUGUCAUUCAUUGUUCUCCCGAGGUGACAAAGGAAGCCGAGAUAAAGUCAUUCAACUUGUUCAAGCAUUAUUUGGACGAUAUCCCUGUUUUGCCUUCAUUGGGUAACCAUGAUACUUUCCCUUAUGGUCAAAUUUCACCUUUACAAUACGAUUUCAACAAUUCGUACCAUUGGAAUGAAGAGUUGAUGGCUGAUUUGUGGAUCAAUAACGGUUGGUUUGAAGAAGAGGACCGUAAUGAAAUCAAAAGUCACUAUGCUGGGUUCUCGUAUGUUACCGACCGUGGUUUGAAAGUGAUCGGAUUGAACUCCAAUUGCUAUUACCAAAAGAACUUGUGGUCAUACAUUGAUAUCUCAACUAACCCAGAUUUGUUUGGACAAUGGGAAUUCUUAGUAAAUGAGUUGUUAGAAAGUGAAUCCAAGGGACAAAGAGUUUGGAUUAUGGCUCAUAUCCCCACUGUUGACUACGAUACAUUACCUUUGCAAUCACGUAUCUUUGGUAAGAUUGUUGAGAGAUUUUCUCCAUACACCAUUGCCAAUAUUUUCUAUGGCCAUACUCAUCAAGAUCAAUUCCACAUCCUUUACUCAUCCAAUUCAUCACAAGCUGCUGAAGAUGUUAUUAACAUGUCAUGGGUUGCACAAUCAAUCACUCCAUUGAGUAAUUAUAACCCAUCAUGGAGAUAUUAUGAAGUUGAAAAUGAAAGUUUCAACAUCAUUAAUGCAUACAAUUAUUAUACCCCUUUGAAUGAGACUUUUACCAACGGAGGUGAUGAACCAGAAUGGCAAUUCGAAUACUCGGUUAGAGACUUGUAUGAUCCAGAUCACAAUUGGCCAGAAGAUGCGCCAUUGAAUGGUACAUUCUGGCAUAAUCAAGUCUUGACCAAGUUGAAGGAUGAAUCAAAUGUUGAAUUCAAUCAAUUGUUUGCUGAUAUUCAAUAUAGAUAUGGUCCUGGUGUUCCAACAUGUAAGAGUAAGAAUGGAACUCAAAUUUCCGAUGAUUGUUAUAAUGAAAAUUACUGUGUUAUGGGUAAUUUCUACAGUGACGAUUACCAAAAAUGUUUAAGAGGAGAUGAUUAG
Lodderomyces orthopsilosis Co 90-125 is the source of this 2154-nucleotide messenger RNA. RefSeq names its product PPN1 endopolyphosphatase family protein. Lineage: Eukaryota; Fungi; Ascomycota; Pichiomycetes; Serinales; Debaryomycetaceae. The record is from RefSeq and is a predicted model, not a curated record. The transcript has a single exon. Gene Ontology annotation, molecular function: hydrolase activity. The coding region runs from base 1 to 2154 and encodes 717 amino acids.